Messenger RNA from Didymodactylos carnosus, 3885 nucleotides. The record is from the annotation of a GenBank genome assembly. NCBI's taxonomy places the organism in Eukaryota, Metazoa, Rotifera, Eurotatoria, Philodinida, Philodinidae.
AUGGGCCGAAAUCUCAAAACUGUGCCGUUGAAAUGGUCAGUUCAAACUGGUGGCAGUAUGAAAUGGCUACCAGCGGUAAAUCGACUUUUUAUUAAACGGCGUACAUGCACAACAUUCAUUCCAAAACCUGAGAAGGGUUCGGAUGAAAAAAAUCAAAGAGAAAAUAGAUGUGGUUGUAAACGUUUGAAACGAGAACAUAGCUGGGAAAUGCCUGAGAUUGAAUUGCUCAGAGAUCCACAAGAUUCAAAAUGGGAUGCAAAAAAACAUACAAAACCAGCGUUUAACAAUGCAUACGGACAAAUGCCCGAAACUAAUGUUCCAUACAUUCGAUGUGAUAUAGAAACGAAACCUGAUACGUUAGCUGAGUUGAUGUUUAAAGAUUGGGAAAUGCGUGAGCCAAAAUUGAUUAUGUGCAUUAUUGGUGGAGCAAAAUAUUUCAAAUUAAAUGAAAGACUUGAAAAAGAAUUUAUUAAAGGAAUUAUUCAAACAGCAUUAAGAGCAGAUGGAUGGAUAGUCACAAAUGGUUUUAAAGUUGGUGCUGUUCAAUUAGUGGGUGAUGCUAUUUAUGAAAAUAAAUUGACAAAUCCAAAAAGUGAAAUUAUUGCAGUGGGCGUCAGUAAAUGGGGAUCUGUGAUAAAUAGAGAAUCAUUGCUAAAUAAAAAUAAUACGGAGAAAAAGACAAAAAAAGGCGUAACAAAUGAAAAACGAAAAGGCGCACAAGAAUUAGAAAAGAAUCAUACUCAUUUUUUACUGCUUGACGAUGGAAUGUUAUAUGAUUAUGAUACUAAAGAUUAUCGAACAAGAUUUGUUACAGCAAUCUCAAGGAGAUUUUGUACAGAAACUCAACGCAAUGUAGUACCAGUUGUUACUAUCGUUGUGGAAGGUGGUCCUGAUACUCUAUAUACCAUCUAUAACGAUUUAAAACACGGAAUUCCUGUUGUAUUGAUUGAUGGAAGUGGUCGUGUACCAAACUUACUCGCAAAAUUUUUAGCUCGUACAAAAAAUUUAGUCUAUGAAAAAGUUGAUGGAGAAAAAUGGAAAGAAAUAUUUGAUAUCGACAGCGCUGAUUCAAAACAAAUACUUCGGCAGCGAUUUUAUGCUUAUGAAGAGGAGAUUAACGAUGGUCUUGGUCAGAUAACAGGUUCCAAGAAAAGUGACAAAGACAUGGAAGACUUGUUAUAUCGGUUUUUAUACUGUCUUCAGCCAGCAUUACGAUCACACAUUAAAUCCUUUAGUCUAGAUAGUGAUCGUCCUUUAGCUGAAACGAUAUUCGAAGCAAUUAUUGAAGCACGUCAAAAAACGAGUCCUAACUCAACUGCAGAUCGUAUACAGUUGCUACAAUUAGCGUUAGCAUGGGAUUGUAUAGAAGUUGCAAAAGAACACAUUAUUAAAAAUAAUGUUGAUGAUUUCAAGCUUGAUGCAGAAGAAAAGUUAUUUAUAGAAGCUCUAGAAUUAGAUCGUCCAGCAUUUGUUAAUACAUUUAUUAAAUUGGGCUUUGAUUUACAAAAAAUGUUUUAUCAAUACGAUCAGCAAGAUCAAAAUAAGCAAUGGAAAUUAAAAUGGAGUGUCUUAAAAAAAUUAUACAAUGAAGGUGAUAAACGAAAGCAAGAACGUCUUCAUUUACUUGGAAAAGUUCGUUCUCACAUUCAUUCGCCUGAAGAUCUCGAUAAAAUUAUACGAAUAUUAAUUGGUGAUUAUAUGAAACCACUUUAUACAAAAUUAAAUAAUUUCAAUAUAUGGAAACGCAUAGAAUCAUAUAAAAAUAUUUCACCAGAAAAUCAUAAUCAUAUUGAAUUGUUAGAUUUACCCAAUGACGAAGAGUAUAGAUUAGAAGAAGAUAAAGAGAUAUUUGAAAAUAGUCAAAAUACCACAUUAGUAUUAGAAUACGUUUAUAGAGAUUUAUUUCUAUGGGCAAUAUUAACCUAUCGAGUUGACAUGGCCAAAGUGAUAUUAUCCCAUAUGAAAACUCGUAUAUGUGCAUCAUUAAUAGCAUCAAAAGUAUUUAAAAAAUUUCAUUCAACAUAUGCAGCUGAUAAUGAUUCAAAAGAGACACUAAAACAACAAGCUGAUUUAUUUGAAACUUAUGCUUGUGAAUGUUUAAAAUGGUGUUAUAAUUAUGAUGAGGAGAAAGCAUGUGAAAUAGCUAUUAGACGAAUUAAAUUAUUUGGUGGUGUUUCGUGUAUACAAGUUGCUGUUGAUGCUGAUGAUAAAGAAUUUGUUGGACUACCAUGUUGUGAUCAAUUAUUAACAAAUAUUUGGUACGAUAAAAUUGAUCCCAUUCAAACACAAAUGAAAAAGAAAUUACCAGUCCUAUUUAGUAUACUUACAUUUGGAGUAUUUGCUCCUUUUAUUGUUAAAUUUCGAACAGAACAAACGGUAGAAGAUCAAACAAAACAAAAUGAUAUGAAAGUUAAUGAAAAUGAACAGUUAGAACAUCUAUCCGCUCGAGAACAACGUGCAUUAGUGAGAAGGUUGAAUAAAAAUUGUGUAAAUUAUUCUGAUAGUCAUAAAUGGAUAUCAAAAAACUAUCCAUCAUCUUUAUUGAGCUAUUUUCGUCAUUUGAAACAUUUUCAUGAAGCACCAUUAAUCAAAUUUUCAUAUAACAGUGCAUCAUUCAUUUUAUUUUUGUUAUUCUUCAGUUAUUACAUGUUAUUUGCAUUUGAUCCGCCGAGUGACGGUAUUCCAAGUAUUCAUUGGACUGAAGUUGUUGUCAUUAUUAUCAUUUCAACAAUGUUAAUCGAAGACAUUAGACAAUUUAUUUGUCAAGAUAAUUUAUUUAUUGGUGGAAAAAUACAUAAUUAUUUUUUGGCAAGUCGAUUUUUCAAUAUAAUGAGUGUUGCUGCCUAUAUUUUAUUUUAUGUUGGAUUAAUAUUAAGAUUUCAAAAUGCUUAUGAUCAAGAUUCAUUUUCAGCUGCAAGAAUAGCACUCGCUUACGAUUUGGAAAUUUGGUUCAUAUGUUCAUUAAAAUUCAUUGGUGUUGCUCAAAAAUUAGGACCAAAAUUAGUCAUGAUUCGAAAAAUGAUAAUUGAUCUCUUUUUCUUUACAUAUAUAAUUUUGAUUGCCAUGUCAGCGUAUGGUAUAGCAUCUCGAGCAAUGCACUUUUAUGGAACAUUUGAUUUUGAUGGUCGAGCAAUAUUUCGAAAUAUCAUUUAUCCCGUUUAUUAUUUUAUGUACGGAAGUUUCGAUGAUGAACGACAACUACUUGAUGCAGACGGUUAUAACAACUCAACAGCAAUUGCUACGCAAGUUCUACUGGCAUUUCACAUGUUAUUUGUCAAUAUUCUAUUAAUUAAUCUAUUGAUUGCUAUGUUCAGUUAUACAUUUCAACAAGUUCAAGAUCAUACAGAUUUAGUGUGGCGUUAUGAACGAUAUACAUUAAUUCGUGAAUAUUUUGAUCGACCUACAUUGUUUCCACCUUUUAUUAUUAUUUCACAUAUUUACGAACUAAUCAAAUACAUCUAUAGACGUUUACCAACUAACAGACAGCAAUCAUUUGGACGAAAAUCAGAAGCAAAAACUUUUAAAAUGAUUGCUGCUAAUAAAAGUGUUGAAAAAGACUGGACUGAUUUUGAAAGUUAUGCAACAAAUGUUUAUGCAAGAUCUUUACUUACAUCGCAACCAACAACAGCCAUCGUACCAUCAACUACAAAUUCUCAAGAGGCUGCCGGUGAUAUUCAGACAUCAAUGAUGACAGAUUUUAAACAAUUAAAUGAAGAUGUAACAUCGAUGAAAAAAGCUGUUAUUGAUUUACGAGCACAUGCAGAAGAAGUAAGUACUUGCAUGAAAUGGAUGAUGGAAGCUAUGAGCAGAGUCAAAAUGUCAAAGGAUCCACCACCACCUCUCAAAUUGUCCGUAACAACGACCGAUCUCCGUAGUGAUACAUAA